This is a messenger RNA of Laetiporus sulphureus 93-53, 1251 nucleotides long. Its product is annotated as COP9 signalosome complex subunit 12. Gene Ontology annotation, molecular function: RNA binding; double-stranded DNA binding. Gene Ontology annotation, cellular component: transcription export complex 2. The coding region runs from base 1 to 1251 and encodes 416 amino acids. The transcript has 10 exons. NCBI's taxonomy places the organism in Eukaryota, Fungi, Basidiomycota, Agaricomycetes, Polyporales, Laetiporaceae. The record is from RefSeq and is a predicted model, not a curated record. Gene Ontology annotation, biological process: poly(A)+ mRNA export from nucleus; transcription elongation by RNA polymerase II; post-transcriptional tethering of RNA polymerase II gene DNA at nuclear periphery.
AUGAGCGGCGCGGGGAAAUUCUCAAAUUUUCUCAUUCAGAUAGCCACAGCCCUACGCGAGGAAAAGGGGCCCGAGCUCGCGUUCCUGCUCAAGCCAACGAGCGAGCAUGGCAAACAGCUCGUGAAGGAGAUGCGGAAUCCAACGCGCGAGUCCCUAGCAUACUAUGAGGGGAGCAUGGAGAGCCCUUGGGACGAAAUUGCCAUUCACUACGUGCUGGUCGUGAACCAUUGUGCAAAAAAGCGGGAGGCGGAGGCGUUCAAGGAGGAGUGCACGCUCGUAAACCUGUUCCUGCGAUAUUUCGCCAUGAAUAGCGGAUGGACACUGCCUGCUCUGUUCUCAAUACUACGGGACCUGCGAGACUUGGCUUUCGACGUGAGACAGGAAGGCACUGCCAGCAUGGAGGAAGCUGCCAGGAUUAUCAGCAAAGCCUUUUCAAGUUGUGUAACUGACAGGCAGUCACCAUAUGCUGAAUCACGGAAAUGGGGUGUAUACUAUGUUGUGGGACUAAUCCUCAAAUGCUACUUCCGCGUGAAACGAAUAUCGCUUUCCAAGAGCAUCCUGCGCGCCAUUGACGCCAAUCCUGAUAUCCCACCAUUAACCGAAUAUCCGCGCUCACAUCAGGCAUGGAUAUCUCCGCUUUUCUGCUCAGCAGUUACGUACAGGUACUAUAUUGGCAUGCUCAGUUUCCUGAACGAAGACUUUGCGAAGGCUGAACAGGAGCUGACUCUUGCUUUCUACAACUGCGAUAUCAAGGCACAUAGCAACCAGGAGCGAAUAUUGACAUACCUCUUGCCUCUGCGGCUUCUCCGGGGACAUUUGCCAACACGAGAGCUGCUUGACCGUUUUCCCGUGCUAGAUGAAUUGUUCUCCCCAUUCAUCUCUGCGGUGCAGACAGGCGAUAUCGGGGGGUACGAUGCAGCCCUAGACAAAUCCGAGCGGCGGCUUGUGGACUUGAAUCUGUAUUUGACGCUCGAGCGCGCGCGCGAGCUCUGCAUUCGAGGGCUCUUCCGGCGGGUUUGGAUCGCAUCACAAAAAGGUACACGAAUACCGGUGUCCCUAUUCCACACCUCGUUGAAGAUUGCGGGCAUGGACGUGUCGCAAGAGGAGGCUGAGUGCUAUGCGGCGAAUAUGAUUUACAAGGGCUUCAUGCGUGGGUACAUCUCUCACGAAAAGCAGAUGGUCGUGCUCGCGAGCGCAAACGCGUUUCCGCGACUGGCGGACCGUGCAUCGCCCUAUGCAUCAUUGUAUUAG